Molecule: messenger RNA, 601 nt
Organism: Rhodamnia argentea
Lineage: Eukaryota; Viridiplantae; Streptophyta; Magnoliopsida; Myrtales; Myrtaceae
Product: 60S ribosomal protein L44
Exons: 4
Coding region: 114-431 (105 amino acids)
Biological process (GO): translation
Cellular component (GO): cytosolic large ribosomal subunit; ribosome
Molecular function (GO): structural constituent of ribosome
Source: RefSeq, a predicted model, not a curated record
ACUAUAAAAUGGCUGGACAACCCUAAAGGCCUUUCUUCCUUUCCGAAAUAGCCUAGGGUUUUUCUGCUCCGCGGCUUGAGCAAGACAGAGAGAGAGACGAGAGAUCAGUCAUCAUGGUGAACGUUCCCAAGACAAAGAAGACAUAUUGCAAGAGUAAGGAGUGCAGGAAGCACACCUUGCAUAAGGUUACCCAAUACAAGAAAGGGAAGGACAGCCUUGCAGCCCAGGGCAAGCGGCGUUAUGAUCGCAAACAAUCAGGGUAUGGUGGCCAAACCAAGCCUGUGUUCCACAAAAAGGCAAAAACUACCAAGAAGAUUGUGCUGAGGCUUCAGUGCCAGGGUUGCAAACACGUAUCGCAGCACCCUAUCAAGAGGUGCAAGCAUUUUGAGAUUGGUGGAGACAAGAAAGGGAAGGGAACUUCUCUGUUUUAAGCCGUUUGAAUUUUUAAGCUGCUUAGCUUAUCCUUUGUGUUGGAUUAUGUUGUUCCAUCUUAUUUUUAUUAUGUUGUCUAAUGGAAAAGACGCUGAGUGUUACAGAUUACCCAUGAUAAUCCAUCGUUGGUACGUCUUUUGAGUUUGAUGAAAUCUUCAAGUUCUUUUAA